This is a messenger RNA of Silurus meridionalis, 1550 nucleotides long. RefSeq names its product alpha-2-HS-glycoprotein 1 (gene ahsgb). The coding region runs from base 85 to 1380 and encodes 431 amino acids. The record is from RefSeq and is a predicted model, not a curated record. Gene Ontology annotation, biological process: negative regulation of endopeptidase activity. Gene Ontology annotation, cellular component: extracellular region; extracellular matrix; blood microparticle. Gene Ontology annotation, molecular function: cysteine-type endopeptidase inhibitor activity. The transcript has 7 exons. NCBI's taxonomy places the organism in Eukaryota, Metazoa, Chordata, Actinopteri, Siluriformes, Siluridae.
CUUUAUUCCAUUAAGCACAGAGACAGGGACCUUGUAGCUUCAGUCUUAUGAUUGUGCUUUGACUCUGAACUCUUCAUUGUUGCCAUGAGAAGGCUUUUAAUCCUGGCAGCACUGUGCCAGGGGCUGUUCGCCUCCAACUCUCCAACCUGCAACAAUUAUACAGCACAGGCCUCUGUUGAUGAAGCCGUGUACCUCAUUAACAGACUACACCAUCAUGGAUACAAGUUUAAAUUGGACAGCUUUAAUAUGGACCCGAGUCCUCCAAGUCUGCCUUUAUGUCAAACUAAAUUGACCUUGACGUUAAUUGAGACUACAUGCCAUAUUGUGAACCCCAUGCCUUAUGAUGAAUGUGAGGUCAGGACGGAAGCCCAGACGCCUGUAACAGCAAAAUGCAAUGUCUCUUUGUGUGAUGGUGGAGGUAAACCAGGCAUUGCGAAAUUAAACUGUGAUACUGAGCCAGCUUCAAGUAGGGAACUAGUACGACACUGCCCUGAUUGCCCGACUCUUCUGCCCUUGCAUGAUCCUCGAGGUUUGGAGAGUGUAAAAGCUGCUGUUGAAAUGUUCAACAAUGAGUCUAACCAAACCUCAUACUUCACCCUUUUUGAAGUAGGCAGACUGAGAACCCAGUAUAACAUGAUGUUUGGAAUGAGCUACUUUGCUGAGUUUGCCAUAAUAGAGACAGAGUGUUCGGAGAAAGUGAAAACUGAGGAAAAACCUGCAUGCAAGCAAAAAUGUUCUGAUGUACAAUUUGGAUUCUGCACAUCUACAAAACUUGGAAAUGGUAACUUAUUUGUAAACUGUGAUAUUUAUCCUGCCCAGAACAUAACACAGCAUCCAUUCAAAAGAAGAAAGCACUGUCGGCACCAUGAAAAACACCCACACCAUCCAGGGCACCAUGAGAGAGGAGAACAUGAUCACCCAGGGCACCAUGAGCGAGGAAAACAUAAUCACUCAAGGCACCAUGAGCGAGGAGAACAUGAUACACGUCCGGGACUCCCCAUACGCCCUGGUCAGCAUGGGCAUUCAGAGCACGCCACCCCCCCAGGCCAUUCAAUCUGCUUUUCUCUUUCACCUAGCGGCUCUGCCGGGUCUUUUCCUCCACAUCACAGAGGUCCUCCUCAUCAUGGAGGCCCUCCUCAUCAUGGAGGCCCUCCUCAUCAUGGGGGGCCUCCUCAUCAAGGGCAUGAUCAUAAGAAAAAUGACCAUAAGAAACCUCAAUCACCAAAGCAAGGGGUUCCAGAAGACCAACCAAAGCCUCCAGAAUCUGAGGAACUUCUAGAUUUUACUUUCCCACAUUGUCAUGGUGCUGUGAAAAUACCACCCUCUAUUCAUCCCAUCUGUCCAUUUCCACCAUUAUUUCUCAGGAGGGAUCAUCAUUAAAGUUGAACUUUGAAAAGGAUUUUUUCUUUCAUAUAAUCUGAAGUAGAAAUCAUAAUUAAACAAACAAAAACAGUUCAAUAAAAAAAAUGUAAGCUACAAAAGUUACACAAAGUGGUUUUGUUCAACAAAUGAAAUCACAUUUGCAAUAAACCCUCUAUUUUACCAUGCAA